Molecule: messenger RNA, 831 nt
Organism: Schizosaccharomyces osmophilus
Lineage: Eukaryota; Fungi; Ascomycota; Schizosaccharomycetes; Schizosaccharomycetales; Schizosaccharomycetaceae
Gene: atp12
Product: mitochondrial F1-FO ATP synthase chaperone Atp12
Exons: 2
Coding region: 1-831 (276 amino acids)
Biological process (GO): mitochondrial proton-transporting ATP synthase complex assembly
Cellular component (GO): mitochondrion
Source: RefSeq, a predicted model, not a curated record
AUGAGUCUGCGUGGAAUUACUUUGGCAAAGAAACAACUGUUUUCUAGACAUUUUUGCUCUACUGUAAUCAAAAAUAAUGGAAACCCCGAUGGCUUUCGUCGUUUUUGGAAAAACACAUCCGUCUCCAACGAGAAUGGGCAAGCGUUUGUGAAAUUGGAUGGACGUUCUAUAAAAACGCCCUCUGGGAAAAUACUGGAAAUUCCCGCUUUUAUGCGGCCUUUAGCUCAUUUAGUCGCUCUUGAAUGGGAUCGUUUACCAUCAAGUUCAAUUCGUCCACAUAUGCUUCCUGUUACAUCGCUUUUUUCGAGGGCAAUGGAUGUAUCAGAGCUUGAAAGUGAAAAGGCAAAAGUUUUUGACCAGGUGACAAAGUUUAUUGACACGGAUACCAUUUUGGUCUACGCACCUACGGAAGAGUAUGAAGGAAAACUUCUUAAAGAACAACAAAAGAAGUGGCUUCCAUUAAAGAAGGCAUUUGAAGAAAAGUUUGAUGUUCACUUGAAACACCUGGACGGCGACGGUGGACUUGUAGCGUGUAAACAAUCGACAGAAACGCAUGAUAAGAUUCAAAAAUGGUUAAGUUCAUUAAAUCCUUGGCAGUUAGCGGCCUUCGAGCGAUGCGUUGCUUCAAGCAAAAGCUUUAUCUUGUCAACGCUACUUCUUGAAGGCGAGCUAUCAUCUGACGAAGUGGUUGAACUAACAAAUUUGGAACUUUGUUUUCAAACGAAUAAAUGGGGUACUUUAGAAGAUGUUCAUGAAAUGGAUCACCAUGAUUUGAGACAGAAAGUUUCAAGUUCUGGACUAAUCUUUCGAUUUGCAAACACUCCCAACUAA